GACGAUUCGGAAAACGAUAAUUAAAAAUGCUUUCGGUCUCAUGAAAUUUACGCGUCGCACCAUAAAUAAAAAUCGCUUCGAUUUUUUCUUCCAGUGGACGAGAAUUGACCAUUUUAAAAAUAGUCAAACAGUAUCUAGCACUAAAACUGAAAACGAAAAAGGAAUAUGUUAACGUGAUGUUACCUGUACAAUGAUGUUUGUUUUCGUACUGAUAUUCUCGUCACUGUCAACAAAAAAUUACAAAGCAAGUUUUUAUCGCUGGUGCUGUGGAUACGGCAGGGAAUUACAAUUAUUUGUAGAGAUAUGCAUGUUAGUGGGUUUGUGUUCAAGUAAUAAUUAAAUGUACCACCAUUUUAUAGUAGGUUAUGACGCAGAGUUAUAAUGAAUGAGUUUAUGAGUUAUAAUAGAAAAGUGAAAAUUGGAAAUUAAUCAACUUCCAUUAUUAUUUCUGAAAGCUAAAUUUGAAAAAGUAUACUCAAGAUGGAUAAGUCUAAAUUCCGAAUGAUGGAGGACGAAAUGAGCAGGUUCGAGGCUGAAAUUUCUGGCCAACCAGCAAUGGUGAACACAUAUGGUCCAACUUUCAUCACAAGCUUUGGAACAAUUCCUCCGCCUCCAGCGCCUCCCAUGCUUAUUCCUCAUCAGAUCAGUCGAAAGCACAUUUUCCAAGCAGAGCCUGUCAUCAGCCCACAACCAGUUGUAGUGUCUGCUAAGCCCACCCUAUAUGCGCCCCCUAAACCUGCGGCUGCUCCUGCACCAGCCCCUGCGCCCGCGGCCCCAGCAGCACCCACUGUGGAUUUUAUUGCAUUACAGUCAGAGGUCGAAAAGAAACUGAAGAAGUUGAAAAAUGAGAAAGUUAGUGCUGAACUGGCAAUUUCACAAGGCAAGGCAAGCAGUGCCCUACAGUCCUUUGGUCCAGAAGACCACAAGAGAAAAGGAAGUAAAAACAGAAAACUGAUGAGAAUAGCUGGAGGACAAACUUGGGAAGACACAUCAUUGGCAGACUGGCCAGAUGAUGAUUUUCGGAUAUUCUGCGGUGAUUUGGGCAAUGACGUCACUGAUGAGCUGUUGGUAAGAACAUUCAACAAGUACCCUUCCUUCCAAAGGGCUAAAGUCAUCAGAGAUAAGAGGACAAAUAAGACAAAAGGCUAUGGAUUUGUUAGUUUUAAGGAUCCAGCUGAUUUCACCAAGGCUAUGAAGGAGAUGAAUGGACGAUAUGUCGGUAGCAGGCCUAUCAAACUGAGGAAAAGUACGUGGAGAAAUCGUUGCAUUGAUAUAGUGAAGAAAAAAGAAAAAGAGAAAGCUGCAUUGCUAAACUUGUUGACGUCAGGUUCGAGAUAAUUUUUUGCGAAUGUAUUUAUAUGUAUUAUAGUUAUACUUGUAUGAGUGAAGUUUUAUAUUGAGUUCCAUCAUUUAUUUUUAAGACGUCUUUAAGUGAACAUAUAUGUUUUAUGUGUUAAUUCCUGUCAUUAUAAUAUUAGGAUCAUUUGGCCAGCAGAAUGGCUGAGAACUGAUUUAUGUAAAUAGUUAAAGGAACAAAAUAUUUUAGGAAACAAUAAAAAAUAAACGGAUCUCAAAUCUUUCAUUUUCUCGGGUUUUAUGGAGUUUGGCUUGGAUGACGUUAUGGUGUCCCAUAUAAAUUAAUUCUUCCAAAUCGAACGUGUAUCUUCUUUUCCGACAGGUGGCAGGCAUUGUACGAGUAUAGUCUAUGACCAAAACACCCAGAGUUUGUUAAAAUCACUGGUUAUUUAGUAAAAUAAAACUUGUUAUAUACGAUACAUAUAGGAUUGUCUUCAAACAGGUUUGCCCAGAUACUCA
Messenger RNA from Acanthoscelides obtectus, 1815 nucleotides. NCBI's taxonomy places the organism in Eukaryota, Metazoa, Arthropoda, Insecta, Coleoptera, Chrysomelidae. The record is from the annotation of a GenBank genome assembly.